AGUGGGUGCGACCGUGCUCACAGGUUUAUCAUGUCCAAACCUGUUUACCUUGUGUGCGUUCUCACAUGCACACACUUUUCGCUCACACUCUGCUACUGAACGUCUCAGUUUUGUUGUUGUUGUUAAACUCGCAGUCAUGUCAGUCAAGGUGUUCUACUCCAGUGUGAGCGGCUCCAAUUCGUUAAGGAAUCACCAGUUAAGAAUCUUCGAUGUCCUCGAGUCCAAGAAGAUCCCCUUUGAGAAGAUGGACAUUGCCCAGGAUCCUGCAUAUAAGGAUUUAAUGAGGAAGAUUGCAGGGAACCCGACCGCGCUCCCCCCACAAAUAUGCAACGGCGACACAUACUGCGGGGACUUUCAGGCAUUCGAUGAAGCAAUUGAGAAUGAACAAUUGGAGGCCUUUCUCAAACUCUGAGAGGAGUUGUGACAGAGACACACAGGACUCCUCCACAACAUACGUCUGCCCAAAAAUGUAUUGAAUUAUGUACUGUAUUUCCUUUUAGUUAGAUACUUUUUUUUUAAAGAACACAAAUCAAUAAACAUGAAUU
Syngnathoides biaculeatus (alligator pipefish) is the source of this 545-nucleotide messenger RNA. RefSeq lists its product as uncharacterized. The transcript is spliced from 3 exons. NCBI's taxonomy places the organism in Eukaryota, Metazoa, Chordata, Actinopteri, Syngnathiformes, Syngnathidae. Gene Ontology annotation, cellular component: cytoplasm. The coding region runs from base 137 to 412 and encodes 91 amino acids. The record is from RefSeq and is a predicted model, not a curated record.